GUGGAAGAGGUGAUGGCCUUGCCUUCUGCACCUUCGAAGGCUUUGCCCGCCCCUGCCACAGCAAGGGCUCCAAGGCGGGCUGGUGACGGCGCCGGAGGUGGUGGAGGCAAUGACGGCAGCCGCCGACGCAGAAACUCUGGCUCUAAGGACGGUGCUGCUCCGCUAACCCCAGUGGUGCCAGUGACCAUGCCAGGCACUCCGGCACCAACAGCAAGUGGAGCUCCUGCUGCGCCUGACACUCCCGGUUCUGUUGUGGCAGGUGCUCGUCCACCAAAGAAGGUCGCGAACUUCUCAGAGAAAGGCCUUGCAACCCUCAGAGACAAACUUGAGAAACACGUUGAAGCGUGCUGCCCGAUCCGAAUCUUGAAUGGGGACGUGAAAAAGGGCGAGAUCUACCAAACUCGCCGCUUUCUGCAAUCCUUGGAGACAAAGCAAGGCUUCAACGCUGAGGUCCUCAACCUUGAGCAGCGUCUUCGUGGAGCUCAGGCAGCAUUGAUGUUGUUGCCUACCGAGAGUUCACGCCUACCUUGGGACCAGCUGCAAGUCCAUUGCAGUGAUGUGGAAGCCCGGUGCGAAGAAAAUGGUUCGCUGGACAAGAUCCCCGACACCAUUCACAUGUCGCUCAUCCAAAGGUUGGCCAAGGACGGGGCUCCAUCUGCUGAGGGCAAUGACAACGGAUGGGUGGCUUUCUUGAAGGUUGUGCUGCCUUGGCAGCUUGAUGAUGUGGCUGGCAAAAGGACUUUAGCAGCGCCUGCUGUGAGGUUUUUGGAUCGAGUGUUGCCGGAGAUGAUCAGAUUCUCAGAGAGGUUGAUUUCGGAGAAGCUUUUGACUUUGGUCCGCUCUGGCGCAGACAGCAAGAAUUGCUUGACCAGCCUGUGCUUGAAAAUGCUUGGGUUCAUGAAUGGUGACAUUCCCGCAACCCAUGUGAGGCCUGGUUCCACCGCGGAAGACUUGUCCCGCCUCGCCGCCUUUCGCAAAGAAGUGGGGCAAAUCUGCGAUGGCAUCCUUGCUGUUGGGGCCGUGGGGAAGCUGGGUGAAUAUGAUGGAGCUUGCGUCAAGAAA
Molecule: messenger RNA, 1062 nt
Organism: Durusdinium trenchii
Lineage: Eukaryota; Dinophyceae; Suessiales; Symbiodiniaceae
Source: the annotation of a GenBank genome assembly